AUUUUACUGUUAUCAAACGCGGAGCUCAGUCAUAUUCCUAGUAAGCUCAAACAGUGGCACAUGCAGCAGAGCGCAUGUCUGAGUUCUGAACCCACGUUUAACUCCGAGACCUUUCUCAGAGAGUUAUGCACCUGCAACAACUUCCCUCACCGUCCGCAGUGUCCGACAAACCGGCGAGUGCGGACAAUGUUUUUACCCACAUCGCCGCCACCGAGGGCUCUCUGGAGAAUGAGCCAGCGUUGGAAAGACUCUCCACCGGGAUGAGAACCCCACCAAACACUAUGGACUACGUGUCCGCGGCACGGGAUGACAGAGAAAGUGCGGAAAAGUGUAAUUUGCCUGAAUCAAGCCAUGCGCGGAUGGAUUUCGACAUAUCUUCUGCUAUGUUCGCGUAUUCGGGGCAGCCUGUGUCUGCACUCCCGCCGCUCUCCGGUCCCUACAUGACACCUCACCCGGUCAUCAGCCACGGGCCGUACAAUGGGCUGAGCUAUGCAUUCUCGCAGCAGUACGGACAAACUUACCCAAACGCUGCCCUCUAUCCUGGAAUAGCCCAGGUUUACCUCUGUAACCGCGCGCUGUGGUUCAAAUUCCACAAACACCAAACAGAGAUGCUCAUUACCAAACAGGGGCGCCGGAUGUUUCCGUUUCUAAGUGUUAGAGUUGCUGGUCUUGACCCGACGUGCCAUUAUAAUAUUGUUGUGGAUGUGAUUCUGGCGGAUCCGAACCACUGGAGGUUUCAGGGCGGAAAAUGGGUUACCUGCGGCAAAGCGGACACUGAUGUUACGGAUAAUAGAGUAUACACGCACCCGGACUCUCCAAACACCGGCGCGCACUGGAUGCGUCAGGAAAUCUCUUUUGGAAAAUUGAAGCUGACGAACAACAAGGGAGCUUCCAGCAACUCUACUCAAAUGAUCAUCCUACAGUCUCUCCAUAAGUAUCAGCCGAGGGUACGUGUGAUUGAAAUAAACAAGGUUGGAGAGGAAGAUACGAGUGAUCCUGAUCGAGUACAGACAUUUACCUUUCCUGAAACACAGUUUAUAGCUGUCACAGCCUACCAGAACACAGAUAUAACACAACUAAAAAUUGAUCACAAUCCAUUUGCUAAAGGAUUUCGGGAUAAUUAUGAUAAAAGUUACAGUGGCUCUGACGCUGACCGAUUGACUCCUAAACUCGAUGACUCUUCACAAUCUCAGAUGCUACCUGGCUCACGGUACGCAAUGACAAGCACUUUAUUUCAGGAGCAGUUUGUCAACAGUUACACACAGUCCUUUUUUCCAACUCUUACCCCUGACCCUGGCCUUGCAACCUCAAACCAAUCCCAAGAGAGUAGCUUGGGCUCUGGGCAGCACUGGCUUGUGUCUUCCACUGAUGCUCCGUUAUACGAAACCGAUAUUAACACAGCAGCUCUGCUCUCUUGUGCCACUGCGGGGGACAAAGGUCUGCCUUUCACUGGUAGCACUAGUACAAGUCUGGAUUACUACACCAGUGCCGCUGGAUGGGAUUCACAGGGUUCGCUAGAGAACAGCAGUAAAACCAGCUCAAUUCUGCCUGCUUGGGUUCUAGAUGCAGGUCUUGAAAGAUUAACACAAUCGAAUUACAUUCCUGAGGAUGGAGAUAUGUUGGAAAUAGACCGGUCAGCUCUUGGAGUUUCUAAGGAGCUGGAAGGAGAAGAUGCCACAGAUUCGACAUGGACAGAAACUCAAUCUUCCAUUAAAUCUGUCAAAUCCAGUGAUCUAAGGAUUUCGUCGGAGGAUCAACAGAAAAAUCCUUCUAUCAGUCCAGUUUCUGACAUUCAGACUGCGAAAGACAUGCAGAACAGGGCCAAAAAUGAGAUUAAAGAAUCUGACUUUAUUUCAUUUUGACUCUCAAACACAAACCUGCCUGGUCUGAGUGUGCAAUUCAAAUGUUGUUAAAAUGGAAAUAGUUUUAUGAUGCUGAUAUAUGUAUGAAGCAUUUAUUUAUUUCCAUGUUUCACUGCACCAUUGAAAAAGAAUUAGAACUGACAUCCCCAACAAUUUAAAUAUGCUGCAUUUGACGGUUUAUAUGGCUAUAAUCUGGUGGUGGUGUUAGAAAAACAA
Molecule: messenger RNA, 2078 nt
Organism: Carassius carassius (crucian carp)
Lineage: Eukaryota; Metazoa; Chordata; Actinopteri; Cypriniformes; Cyprinidae
Product: T-box brain protein 1-like
Exons: 6
Coding region: 126-1862 (578 amino acids)
Biological process (GO): commitment of neuronal cell to specific neuron type in forebrain; cell fate specification; regulation of neuron projection development
Cellular component (GO): nucleus
Molecular function (GO): RNA polymerase II cis-regulatory region sequence-specific DNA binding; DNA-binding transcription factor activity, RNA polymerase II-specific
Source: RefSeq, a predicted model, not a curated record